CGUCACAUUAAAGGUCGUUGUCCUUUUGAGCAAUGUCAACGUUUAACAAAGCAUGACUCCGGACUUGUGGUUCCUAGAGAAAACUGAACACACGCUGUUGUGUUACAUCUUGCAUUUAUUAUUUUAAUAUCUACAUAUCGGUUUGUGUGAAACAGAAGACACAAUGGCUCCUUUACAGGAAAACUCGCAUUGGCCCCGAGUAUCAAAGUUCACUCUGUCUGCAUGUGCUGCAACUGUUGCAGAAUUAGUAACGUAUCCCCUGGACCUUACCAAAACCAGGCUUCAGAUACAGGGUGAAGGUGGUACCCACCAGAAUGGUGGCAGUAUGCAUACUCGAACCAAAUACAGAGGCAUGCUAAGCACAGCUGUGGGUAUAGUGCGUGAAGAGGGGCCCUUCAAAUUAUGGCAGGGGGUCACACCAGCUAUCUAUAGGCAUAUAGUUUAUUCUGGAGGGAGAAUGUUGGCCUAUGAACAACUGAGGGAGUCUGUUUUGGGAAGGUCUGAAGAUGGAAGCUUUCCAUUUUGGAAAGCAGUGAUUGGCAGUAUGAUAUCAGGUGCCUUGGGCCAGUUCAUUGCUAGUCCGACAGAUCUAGUGAAGGUUCAGAUGCAAAUGGAGGGCAUGCGUCGACUAGAAGGGAAGCCUCCAAGAGUACGUGGGGUCUACCAUGCUUUUACGAAGAUUGUUACAGAAGGAGGAAUAAGGGGCCUUUGGGCUGGAUGGGUGCCCAAUGUUCAGAGAGCUGCUCUGGUUAAUUUAGGAGACCUGAUGACCUAUGAUACUGUAAAGCAUUUUCUACUGAGCAACACAUCCAUACAGGACAACAUGCUUUGUCAUGGAUUGUCAAGCAUAUGCUCUGGAUUGGUUGCAGCAACUAUGGGAACACCAGCCGAUGUUGUAAAAACUCGAGUAAUGAAUCAGCCACGGGAUUUAAAUGGAAGGGGUCUUAUUUACAAGUCUUCUAUGGACUGUCUGGUUCAAUCAGUGAGAGGAGAAGGUUUUUUAUCGCUUUAUAAAGGAUUUCUACCGACCUGGUUUAGAAUGGCUCCCUGGUCUUUAACCUUCUGGCUAACAUUUGAGCAAAUGAGACGAGCAAUGGGCUUGAGCUCGUUUUAAUGAAUGUAACAGUUGAGUAAGAAAAACUAAUGUUGGACCAAAACUCAGUAUUGUUUUACUUAACCUCAGAACUAAAUAUUUCUGUCUACUUAGGACUGUGUGAAUUCACAGGCACACAUUCAAGGACACAAGUAAAAACAGGAACAAAAAUGUUAAUUGUCAUUUUAUAUCAAUACAUAUUGGAGAAAAUAAAACAGCAUGUGUACUAUGCCAAGCCUUAAUUAGGAUUAAAGAAAAUA
Triplophysa rosa is the source of this 1353-nucleotide messenger RNA. It is a transcript of the gene slc25a27, whose product is annotated as solute carrier family 25 member 27. The coding region runs from base 164 to 1114 and encodes 316 amino acids. The transcript is spliced from 9 exons. Gene Ontology annotation, biological process: response to cold. Lineage: Eukaryota; Metazoa; Chordata; Actinopteri; Cypriniformes; Nemacheilidae. The record is from RefSeq and is a predicted model, not a curated record.